Messenger RNA from Folsomia candida, 697 nucleotides. RefSeq lists its product as uncharacterized. The transcript has 2 exons. NCBI's taxonomy places the organism in Eukaryota, Metazoa, Arthropoda, Collembola, Entomobryomorpha, Isotomidae. The record is from RefSeq and is a predicted model, not a curated record. Gene Ontology annotation, molecular function: GTP binding. Bases 68 to 697 code for a protein of 209 amino acids.
UCUGGCUUGACUUUUGUCCGUUGAGAAAUACAAUUAUCUGUUUUCCAGUUGAAUUUUUAUUUAAGAAAUGGAAAAUAAUCCGACAUAUGUGGAACACUCCGAAAAUCCAGUGGAAACUGCAGGGACGCAGGGGGAGGAUAUUGUAGCUCAAUCGAUGAAAUUACCGCCCGAUCUGGCAACACUGUCUGCCAUUUUACAAGAUAAAGAACAGAAGACACUCAGGAAUUUCAUUGUUGACGGAAUAUUCAAACCCAACAUGGGUUUUGAACACCCAGAAUCCAAGCUUAUUCAACAAUACUCAUUUAACGGGUUAACCAACGGGCGGCCCCUGGAUUGUGGGAUUAUUGUAGUGGCUGGAGAAUCUGGAUCGGGGAAGUCCAUGACGAUCAACAAGCUCUUUGAAGAUGACAACUUGUGUGCCGUGUCUGACGAGUCAUCCCAGACGACGGAAGUCACAAAGUAUAUAAAAAAGCUGCUAGUGACGGACGUUGGUCCACCUCAAAUCUCCGCGGACUUGGUUUUUGUUGAUGUUCCUGGCUCGCUGGACAGUGACAGGACAAAUGAGACUGGAAAUUUUGCAAAAAUUCUGCAAUUCCGGAAUGGGUAUAAAUCAUUAAAAAAACGAGGGCUUCCCAUUUAUAUGAGGUCGAUAGGACUGCGGGAUGAGGUAAAUUUCAAUAAUUUCAAUAUUUUUUAA